This is a messenger RNA of Nymphaea colorata (pocket water lily), 1635 nucleotides long. Its product is annotated as pectinesterase-like. NCBI's taxonomy places the organism in Eukaryota, Viridiplantae, Streptophyta, Magnoliopsida, Nymphaeales, Nymphaeaceae. Gene Ontology annotation, molecular function: pectinesterase activity; pectinesterase inhibitor activity. Gene Ontology annotation, biological process: cell wall modification. The transcript has 2 exons. The record is from RefSeq and is a predicted model, not a curated record. Bases 1 to 1635 code for a protein of 544 amino acids.
AUGACACGCUCUAUCAUCAUUCUCUUCCUCCUCAUCUCUUUCACAUGCUUUCCAUUUGAAACUCUGAGCCAGAUCGACUCUGCUUCUAGAGUGAUCAGUCCUGAGAAUGCCUGUAGCGUCACCCCCAACCCCAACUUCUGCAUGUCCCUCAUACCCCCCCAGACACGCACCAACUUCCAUGACUACGUCCGAUUCUUGGUCAACAAGUCCCUUGACCAGUCGGCCAGCUUCUCCUCCCUCAUCGACCAUGUUAUUAAGGGCAACGCCACCCUCCCUCCGUUAGCCAUGGCCGCCCUCAACGACUGCCUUCUCCUUUCCCAACUCACCACCGACUUCUUGGCCUCCUCCUCCACUACGCUCAACGGCACCGACUCCAGCCUGCCGAAUGAGCAAGUCGACAUGGUGCAUACCCUACUGAGCGCCAUCAUCACCAACCAGCAGACCUGCUAUGACGGACUUACUCAAGCCUCCUUCUCACACCGAGGCCACAACCUCUACGCUCCUCUGGUUAAUGGAUCCCGACUCUAUAGUGCAUCCUUAGCCUUGUUCACCCACUACUGGGUACCUAAGCUCGAGCCCGGUCGACAGUUGCUGGACGAGCUAAAGGUGGCACCAGAUGGUCUACCCCGUUGGGUCGACAAGGAAAUAUUCCGGCAUGGUUCCGGUAGGAGGAUGGAUCUCCAGACUGUGGGAAACGUCGUGGUCGCCCAGGAUGGCAGCGGAAAUUACCGCACCAUAACCGACGCCAUUGCUGCGGCUCCUUUCAAGAGCGACGGCGGGAGCGGCUACUUUGUGAUACACGUGAAAGCCGGUGAGUACCAGGAGCAAGUGACAAUUGAUAAGAAAAAGAAAUACAUAAUGAUGGUGGGAGACGGGAUAGGGAAGACGAUCAUCACCGGCAGCCGGAGCGUCGGAGGCGGGUCGACCACCUUCAACUCUGCAACCCUUGCUGUACAAGGGGAAGGCUUUGUAGCAAUUGGCAUCACAGUACGCAACACAGCAGGGCCAGCUAAAGGCCAAGCAGUGGCAGUGAGAAACGGUGCGGACCUUUCAGCGUUCUAUCAAUGCAGCUUUGAGGGAUAUCAAGACACUCUCUAUGCCUACUCCCUCCGUCAGUUCUAUCGGGAGUGCGACAUUUACGGCACCGUGGACUUCAUCUUUGGGAAUGCGGCUGCCGUCUUCCAGAACUGCAACAUCUAUGCUCGGCUGCCGCCUGGGAAGCUAAACACCGUGACAGCACAAGGCAGGUCGGAUCCGAAUCAGAACACUGGCACCUCCAUUGUAAACUGCAAUAUCUUGGCUGGUCCUGAAUUAUCCAAGGCAACCAACGUGAGGACCUUUCUCGGCCGGCCGUGGCGGCCAUACUCUAGAACGGUGGUCAUGCAGUCCAACCUUGGCAGCUUGAUCGACCCUGCCGGUUGGCUGGCUUGGAGCAGUAGUUCCGCUCUGGGAACAUUAUACUACGGUGAGUAUGGCAACCGUGGGCCAGGUGCAGACACUAGUAGGAGGGUUAAAUGGCCGGGAUUCCACUUGAUGAUGGCCAACGAUGCUGGAGGCUUCACGGUGUCUAAUUUUGUCCAUGGAGAUGUGUGGCUGCCUAAGACAACUGUGCCCUUCACAGGUGGGUUGGCUUGA